AUGGUCGCAGACGUGGACGAGACAUCACCUCUCAACCCUUCCGCCCGCGAGAAUCAGGAUGGAGGAGCAUCUUACCAAAGUAUCGCCAAGGUCGCAGACUCGGCUGGGGAUGUGGCUGGCGAUGAAGAGAGCGCGACACGCUCUUCGUCGGCCGCAGACCUAGGCGCCGUGCAGACAAUGACCGGUGUCCGGACCAUCGUGGCCGUGCUGUUGGUUGGUGUGUUGAUGGUACCAUCGGCUUUUGCCUGCGCUAUAACUAACAUGUCGCAGGAGAGUUUAUAUCCAACGCAGACAGCACGCUGGUCAUGGCUACGACGGGCAAGAUUUCCUCGGAGUUCAAUCGAUUACAAGAUGCUAGCUGGCUCUCGACCGCCUACACGCUGGGGGUGUGUGCCGCACAGCCAAUGGCAAGUUGUGACUCUUUACUCCUUUGAAGGAAGCUAUAUACUGACGCAAUUGCAGUACGGGAAAUUGAGCGACAUAUACGGGCGGAAGCCUUUGCUGCUGGUUGCCUACGCUCUGUUUGCCGCGGGCUGCUUGAUAUCGUGGGUGACCCGGUGA
Aspergillus melleus is the source of this 561-nucleotide messenger RNA. RefSeq lists its product as uncharacterized. The record is from RefSeq and is a predicted model, not a curated record. Bases 1 to 561 code for a protein of 186 amino acids. The transcript has a single exon. Lineage: Eukaryota; Fungi; Ascomycota; Eurotiomycetes; Eurotiales; Aspergillaceae.